This is a messenger RNA of Nerophis lumbriciformis (worm pipefish), 2799 nucleotides long. Its product is annotated as Y+L amino acid transporter 2. Gene Ontology annotation, cellular component: membrane. Gene Ontology annotation, molecular function: basic amino acid transmembrane transporter activity; L-amino acid transmembrane transporter activity. NCBI's taxonomy places the organism in Eukaryota, Metazoa, Chordata, Actinopteri, Syngnathiformes, Syngnathidae. Gene Ontology annotation, biological process: amino acid transmembrane transport. The record is from RefSeq and is a predicted model, not a curated record.
AGGACGUGGAGGAGGAGCUAAGCACAGAUGUUGGCAAGCAGUUGCAGCUGCGGCUCACUUGAAGACGCCUGCUGCUCAUGUGCGACUUCCUGCCUGAUGACACGCAGAUUAUAUCUCUCUGAAGCGAAACCACACCCGCUGUAGUUGGACACGCCCACACUGUGCCUGCAAAUUUUCUGGCGCAGCUUAAGCUCUGAUCCUGCCAUUUGAAGUUGCUCGUCGGACAGAGUCGGACCCGCUCAGGAUGGUCGCCGAGGCAGACACAGUAUCCCAAGGCAGCGGCGUGCGCUUGAAGCAGGAGAUCUCCCUCCUGCACGGGGUUUGCCUUAUCGUGGGCAACAUGAUCGGCUCUGGCAUCUUCAUCUCACCAAAGGGGGUCCUCAUGUACACGGGCUCCUAUGGCUUGUCCUUGGUCAUCUGGGCGGUUGGAGGGGUGUUCUCUGUGUUUGGUGCGCUGUGUUAUGCAGAACUGGGCACCACCAUCCGCAAGUCUGGCGCCUCUUAUGCAUACAUCCUGGAGGCUUUUGGAGGCUUUUUAGCAUUCAUUCGACUGUGGACGUCUCUUCUGAUUGUGGAACCAGCUUGUCAGGCAGUUAUUGCCUUGACUUUUUCCAGCUACCUGGUUCAGCCUUUCUACGCCACCUGUCCUGCGCCUUAUUAUGCUGUCCGCCUCAUUGCUGUGGCCAUCCUGUGUCUGCUGACGUUUGUAAACUGUAUGAAGGUGAAAUGGGGAGCCAUUCUUCAGGUCAUCUCCACCGUGGCCAAAGUCCUGGCUCUUAUUGUCAUCAUCGUCACCGGCCUUGUCAGGCUAGCACAAGGUUUUGAUCAAAACUUUGAGGACUCGUUCAAAAACUCCAAGAUGAACCCAGGCGACAUGGCUUUGGCUCUCUACUCGGCGCUGUACUCUUACUCUGGCUGGGACACGCUCAACUUCAUCACUGAGGAGAUCAAGAAUCCAGAGAGGAAUCUGCCUCUGUCCAUCGCUAUAUCCAUGCCUCUUGUCACCGUCAUCUACAUCUUGACCAACAUCUCCUACUACGUCGUUAUGGAUGCCAACACGGUGCUCACCAGUGAAGCUGUUGCAGUGACUUUUGCAGACAGAGUUCUGGGCUGGGGCCGCUGGCUGAUCCCGCUGUCUGUGGCCAUCUCCUGCUACGGCAGUCUCAACUCCUCAAUCAUCUCUGCCUCCAGAUUGUAUUUUGUCGGUUCUCGAGAAGGCCACCUCCCCAAUGCCCUGUCCAUGAUCCACAUUGAGCGCUACACUCCCAUCCCUGCCCUCCUGUUUAAUGGCGUCAUGUCUCUAGUGUACCUGACCGUGCCGGAUGUGCUCCGUCUGAUUAACUACUUCAGCUUUAACUACUGGCUCUUCAUUGGCCUGUCAAUCGUCAGCCAGAUAUACCUCCGCUUUAAGUACCCCAACAUGCACAGACCCGUAAAGAUAUCCUUGUUCUUCCCAUUUGUUUACUGUUUGUGCACCCUCUUCCUGGUGGUAGUGCCGCUGUACAGCGACACCAUCAACUCCUUGGUGGGGAUUGCCGUGGCACUGUCCGGCGUGCCCGUGUACUUUGUCUGCAUCCACCUGCCAAGCAGCUCCAGGCCAGCCUACCUCAAAAAAAUAAUCAACGCCAUCUCAACUUACACCCAAAAACUGUGCUACUGUUGCGUGGCCUCGCCCGACAUCGACCUGGACAAUGUAGACCUCGACAAGACGGAGUGAAGAACAGGAGGGGGACGGACGGCAACUUUGAGCUGAUGACAAUCAAGUAGAUUUUUUUUCUUUGGAAGGAGGAAGAAGAAACUGGUACAGGCACACACACUGUAUACUUUCUGGUGAUGAAACACAUUCCUCAAACAAGCACACAUCCACAAUAUGACUGGACACCAGUAAAGAAAUGUUAUCUCAAAAGUGUUAGAACACUGUUUUAAAUACAUACACAUACAUGUUUUAUGUACACCAUACAAUGUACAGUAUAGAGCUAUCUCUACUUGGGUUAAGUUGGGUUUUUGGUCUUCGACUGGUAGCAAAAAGUGUUACAUCAGCAAAUUUGCUAAUGAUUUUGUAAUUCUGACAUGACCUGAUCGCAGAGACUCUUGUGUACUGUUUUUUAAUGUUAUCAACACUGCUGGUUACUUUCAGAAUCAAACACACUUGACCUGUUACUACAGAUUGUCGCCACAUUGCUUGAAUUUAUGUGACCUCCGGGAUAUUCCACCAGCUUGGACCUUUUUUUUUUUUGCUUCUUUCACCGGGUUGCACAUUCUCUACGGUCUUAGACUUCUCCUGAUCAAGUGCCAUCAAGCAGCGCUAGCUGGGUCAGUGUAGCGCUGUAGCACUGUUUGCGUAAACUUAAUGUGCCUUCUGUGAGAGUUUCCUGCCAACGUCUAAGCCAGUUAUUGUCGUUGAAAUUACCUGUUGGAUGUCGUCUCGCUAUAGGGGGACAAUUGUGUUUAGCGUCACGUCCACAAGAUUGUAAUUUAGUAAUUAGUGGGAUUAUGCUAACUUGUUCUCUCUCUUCUUAGAGCUGGGUUUUAAUCUAGGAACACACAGCCUUUACUGUUGCCAUAUGCGUAUUUUGGUGUCUCAUUAGAUACCAAAUGUGUGUACUUUGACAAAUGUUCUUGAGAUGCUUGUUGUUAUAUUAUUUAUUUAAAUAAGAACAACCAUUCGACCUUUUUUUCUUUGCCAUAGUGGGCUAUGUUGUUUUUAUAUGCAUGUAUGUAUGUAUGUAUGUAUGUAUGUAUGUAUGUAUGUAUGUAUGUAUGUAUGUGUGUGUGUGUGUGUGUGUGUGUGUAUAUAUA